AAAAUUCUAAAAGCGCAACCGAUGAGGUCUUACUAUUAUUUUUCAUUCCCUCGUGAGACGUAAUUCGCCAAGGACAGGCUGGAGGGAAACUUGUUGGCACUGUCAAAUGGCGGCCUGCUUCUCUUAUCUCCAAUGAGUCUGCUAUCCGAUUCUUCGGCUGGUUUCUAGGCGAUGUGUCAAUAGGUCUGAGACCAUGUCUUUCUGCCCGCUCCGAGACUGGAUGAGUGAGAGGAAAGAGUUUGUACUGGGGGAGCACAACUGUUUCGAAUCACGAGAGAUUUCAGGUCGUUACCAAACAAGGACCGAACGGGGGACUGGCCAGAGUGGUAUGUCUCAUUGAGAAUGAGCACGGAAGUCAGGCUGCCCCAUCCGGAGACGGACGAUUGUAACGUGAUGGCGGUGGAAGGUGGAGCAGGGAUCGGAAUGCGAUCGCCACAGGGUAGAUCGAUCCGGUCUCCAGCCUGGGAAUGGGGACACCUGCAACAUCAACGUGUCAAUGGAGACCCGUGAACCUUUCUGACGGAUCGGGGGAACUACGGAUCAGACUUUGGGGAGGUAAAGAAUAAUGGAACCUGACCAGACCCUGUGGAAAGUCCCCCUUUGAAGGGUGGUUGGGGAAAGCAGCAGGGGUAACGGAUGGUGCGGAUGGUGCAGAUGGUGCUGGUGGAUGGAGAUUUGGUGGUGUCGGUGGUAAGAAGUAGGAUCCAUCCAGUGUCAGUUUGCCAAAUCGGGCUGUCCGUUCUUUUCCCUGUUUUGCU
This is a messenger RNA of Aspergillus eucalypticola CBS 122712, 758 nucleotides long. RefSeq lists its product as uncharacterized. The transcript has 2 exons. Bases 343 to 510 code for a protein of 55 amino acids. The record is from RefSeq and is a predicted model, not a curated record. NCBI's taxonomy places the organism in Eukaryota, Fungi, Ascomycota, Eurotiomycetes, Eurotiales, Aspergillaceae.